This is a messenger RNA of Neodiprion fabricii, 4414 nucleotides long. RefSeq lists its product as uncharacterized. The transcript has 8 exons. NCBI's taxonomy places the organism in Eukaryota, Metazoa, Arthropoda, Insecta, Hymenoptera, Diprionidae. Gene Ontology annotation, cellular component: PRC1 complex. The coding region runs from base 1012 to 2457 and encodes 481 amino acids. Gene Ontology annotation, molecular function: protein binding. The record is from RefSeq and is a predicted model, not a curated record.
CUCGCGGCAGGUGCACCGAACCAAGUGCUGCGCCAACCUGCGCUCUGCUGGAUCAUCUCCUCUGUCGCAUCGCAAGUGUCGCAUAUUUCGCGGAUUUCCGUCAUCCCCGAGACGCGCGGUCUAUUUACAAUUGUCAUAAUUAUAACGGCUGUAAGGAAACGGGAAUUGCCGGUGUGCUCCGCGCGAGGACGAGGAGGAGGGAGUGAGGAACGAACCAACCGACGACCCUCUAUGUCGCUGUUAUCGAUAAGGCGUCCGAUAUCGUACCUCCUGUUACUACUUGUGAAACAGUGAUUUUACUUCGUUGUCACUACCGUCUUAAUAAUCCGAUCAUCGAGAGACACGUUUACGAGUCGGAGAAAAUUACCUCCGCGAUUCGCCGUCGUCAUCCUCGUUAUCAUCAUCACCAAUGCAUCUGUGUGAAACAGUGAACGAUAUAUUUUUUUUUAACCACCGCCCAUCCUGCCUGACCGCGCCACGUGCAGCGCAUGUCACAUGGGAUUUACGCCGGAGGACGACGACGCGUCGAGCUUAAUUAAAGGACCCACCGGCUAGGCCGGGUCCAUGAAUUAGCCAUCCUCAGACCCGGAACGCCGCCACCGUCGCCAAGCUAAUUAAGUGACAGUUCGAACCGUGGGAUAAGUCGACAGGUGCAUCGGCCAAGGUCGACGACGCUCCGGAAGGACGAACGUUGCCUUCAAGCCCUUUCUCCGUACGCCUCGAUCUCACCCUACGGCCUGAAGUGUCUCCUCUCUCUCUCUCUCUCUCUUUCUCUCUUUCUCUUUCUUUGUCUCUUUCUCUUUCUCUCUCUCUCCCCGUUUUAUCGCGACGAGUCCUAAUCGUCGUCGAAGGAAUCAAUCGAUCGAUCGUCGGAGAGAAAUCCCCCCUCCCUGCCUACCUCCAUCCCUUGUUUCAACGCUGAGGCUGCGGGUAAACAUUUGCAAACUGGACAUUUUGACGAACGUUACACCGGGACGAUCGGAGUGGCGAUGUCCGCGGGUCGUUGAGAGGAUGAGGGAGCUCGACACCGAGAGCCCCGUCGUCUGGCCGGCUUGGUGCUAUACUGGUGAGGUGGCGGGUGAGACCGUAUCCUCGGGUGGCGGUACUCGAGUUGGGGACCGCGGUGAAGCGGCCGAUCUAGCAACUCACACGGAGACGAACGACGGUGACACCCUGGCUGCUAACGCAGCGGUGGACGGCAGGGACGCCCGGGGCGGCAGCCCUCAGGGUGCGCACCUUUCUGGAGCCGCAACCCCCAGGCCGCCUCGAGGUCGCAGGCGGCAGAACCAAAACGGACUCGACACCGCUCAGGUAAAAACGGAGCGGCUAACACCCGACAAUAAUUCGACGUCGUCAAGGAGCGUGACCCCGCUGUCGCUGAGUCAUCCAGGUACGCCUCCUAAUGCGACGUCACUCGGGGGACCGGAAGGCCCCCAGCCUCCGCAUCAUCUCAAGCACAUGGAGCAGAUGAUGGGCAGAAACUACAGCGACUUCAUGAGGAGUCUCGCAGCGAAGUACAAUAACGCCCAUCCGAACGACUACUUCAGCACCCCGAGAAACGGGUUUACACCCGGUCUCGAUCCGAGGUUUCCGGCUUUCAAGGCCGGAUCAGCGCCAUUCGUGGGCCUCAUGGCACCCCUGGUCGCACCUCAGCCACAAACCGUCCCGACGACCUCACCUCUGUCGAAUAACGACGCGAAAGAGCAGAAGCAGGAAACAGUGUUCAACAAUCCAGUCUUUCCAGCGAUGCUCGAUAUGUCCUCGACGCAGGCCCUCAUCCACAUGGUCAGGACCGCCAACGCGGCGCAGAACGUGGCCGAGCUCGAGACUUACCUGAAGGGAGCUAACAAGAGGGACGCGGCUGUGACGAGUCCUCUCGAUCUCUCGAAUUCCGGGGGAUUCGCACCCCGUAAGAGACAGCGGACUGAAAUUAAGAGGCCGGAAAGCGUCUCGCCCAAGCCAAAACCAGCCCAACGUACCAGCACACCGCCACCCGUCAGGUGUCCAUCAUUGUGCGGUCACAUGCCUUGCGGCGAUGGUCAGUCCGUCAACAGGUGGUCCGUCGACGAUGUCGUCAACUACGUCUCGUCCAUCGAUAUAUGCUCCGAGUAUGCCCAGGUAAGAAUCCAUUACUGCUUAAUGCUUUGCGCCGCCAAUACCUCGACUGGCAGCCAACUUUCGGGAGCACCGAAUAGACGGCGCCGCGCUUCCGCUUCUCUCCGAGGACCACCUGACGGGUCCGAUGAGGAUGAAGUUGGGCCCGGCACUGAAGCUGCGGGCCCUUCUGGCCCGGAAACUCGGGGCCUGCACGGUUUGUCUGCACUGCGCCCACUGUCACCAGACCCCGCUUCCGGCGCUGAGCGCCGCGGCGGCCGCCGUGGCGACGACGCAGACACCCGGAAGGCGGCCGAGCAGUACCGGAAACUGACAAAUGGCGGCGGAGACUCCGGGGCCUGAGGUCGAUCUGAACCGAGCCCUGAGAAUAGAGCGCCGGGCUGCAAAGCCCGUACGAAAACCGGAAGUCGUCUUCAAGAAGCCGAUAAAGCAAUGACGUCGGCUCUCUUCGAACUCCGCGAUCCGGAGACUCCGCCAUUUUCAUUUUUUUUUACCCACAUCUUCACUUCGAGCAACCCCCGUCCUCCACACCGAGCGAGCGUACUUCAAAGCUACACGUAUCUGUCAAACUUCGAGUGAUAUAUUUAUUGAGGAGGAAAGUCAACGAUUACACAGAAAUGCAACGUGCGGAGGCCACAGGAGGACAUUAAUAUGUUACGUAUGUGAAUAUAGUUUAAAGUAUAUAUUUAAGGGACGAAGAAGAAAGUAUCGGAAGAAGUUGGAACACUGUAAGAGGGAAGAAAGAAAUAUCUAAAUUAACGGUACUAUUAUGUAUACCCAUGUGCAAUAACAAUAAUAUUUUGAUAUAUAUAAAUAUAUGAAUAUACAUAUAUAUGUAUAUUAUAUAUAGGCGAAGUAUAAAAUAAUAAUAAUGAGUGUGUAUGUAUAUAACUUUAUAGGAAAUACGUAUUUGCUCAAAUCGUUGUUUCUUUUUUUUUUAUAUUUUAACAAAGUUUUUAUAUAUCUAUAUAUAAAAAUAUAUAUAUAUAUUAAUGAAUAAUAAUUAUAAUAUACUAAAUUAUAUUUUUGCUAACAUUCUCUACGUGCAAAAUUUUUAAACAGACAUAUUGAGAAAACUUGCGAAUGAAAACCAAACUAGGCGCGCAAACAUGCACACACACUCACACGACGGACGGAAUCCAGUUACGUUGUAAAAAUCAUGAUCUCGUCUACGACUAUAGGCGAGCGCGCUAUGAUUGUAUGUAAGAUACAUGAAUAAUGGUAUCUAGCCGGAGCGGAUAAUGUACAUUAUUUGAAAAGUCUUUAUUUAUUCAGAGGAUAACCGUUGCCUUAUUGUAUUCAAAACUAAGUAAAGUGGAGAGGAAAAUUAGAACGCAUUAUAGAGUAAGAUAGUGGACACUUAGUAGUUACACGAUUACAUAGCCUUAAGGGACACAAGUAGCUUAUACAUGCAUGGAUCAUGUAAACGUAGACCCAGUUUAUUAUUCGAGCAGUAUUUUUAGAUUUAUACCUUCAGCUGAAUUUACUGCAUAUUGAGAAUAAUUUUUAUUUUAUUUUUUUGUUGUUAUCGACGCCACACUUAUGGCUCCAAUUCGAUUCGGUAAAUACAUUUACUAAAGUAUCCCGCUGUACAAACAAAACUAUAUAUAAUUUCCUUUUUUGUCUGUAUAUAACUGGCACUGGUUAUAUUCAUUUUAACAAUUACUAUCCUUUAACUAUCAAAAUCAAUAUAGGAUGAAAUUAACGAGAAACAUGUAUGGUGAGGUUGAAAUGAAACGAGUGAGCUGUACAGUAAAUUUCUACAAUGAAUAGAGUUUGCAAUACGGACGUGAAGGAAAAAAUAAAAUUUUUGAUAACACUAACUUUAUUUAUUCUAUACGAAAAGUGUAAUCGAGUUUGAAUUAUUAGUCCCUAAUGAAUAUUUUUGAUAUCGUUGUGUGAACAAACUUGUGUAAUAGAGAAAUGAAAAUUAUAGACGACUGUAUACUAUAAUAUAAAUCAGCGGCCUUUACUUAAUUCUUACAUAACGAAUAGACGCAUACAUACAUGUACAUAUUGCUUAAGCAUUUAUUUAUAUACCAUGCUUAUAACUGUAGUAUUUUAUUUAGUCAUUAAUACAAGAUACAUCUUACGUUAUGUCAAUUUUGUGAUACUACUCUGACUUCUUCAACGGUUCACAUUUACUAUUUCCCAAUCCCUACAACUCUGACAGUGUACCUAUGAGUGUUGAUCGUUACGAUGAGACAAUCUGUCAUUAUUAUGUAAAAUAGAAAUUACUGGUGAAGAGGUAACAGUGCAUUGUUUCUGUUGAAAUAAACUUGUUGGAGACAAAAUGUAA